Messenger RNA from Doryrhamphus excisus (bluestripe pipefish), 2134 nucleotides. The record is from RefSeq and is a predicted model, not a curated record. Lineage: Eukaryota; Metazoa; Chordata; Actinopteri; Syngnathiformes; Syngnathidae.
UAAGGUGAUUUUAUGGUUCCUUGUUUCAUAUCAUAUAGCCAGUCGCAAGGGUGCAGCCAUUGAUUCAGGGUUUCAUGAAAAAAAUACGUAUUUCUUUAAUAUUUAAAUGUUAUGCUACAAAAAUGAUGUUAUUCUCAUAAAAUUGCUGUUGUUUUCUUUUUAAAUUGCAUUUUAUUAAAGGUCUUGGGCUGCACUUUGAACACUUUAGCUCUAAUUAGUUUGUGUCAUGACGUAAGACAACAGCUUGGAUGAAAGUAACAGUUUUAAGACGCCCCUUCCCUUGGCCAGUAAGGAAAUUAAAUUUAAUAUAAAUUAAAUUAAAUAUAUAUAAAAUGUAUAUAAAAUCUUCUAAGAAUGUACAAAACCAAAUUUAAGAAGUUGGAUUUUUGAGAAAAUGUCAGUUUAACUACAUGAAGUGUAUUGUAUUAUUGCCAUUGCCAUAUUAUUGCUUACCAUAGACUUACACUGUAUAGAGUUACAGUGUGCUGAUUGGUCAGAAUGAUAGUCAGCUGGGUCCAGGUCCAACCAGGUCCAGGAGGUGGGGCAGGUUUAUGAUUUCAGGUUGUAAAAGAUAAAAAAAAAAAAAAGAAAAACAUCCACUACUACUUCCUACUGUGGCGUUGCAUCACAGGUGGAAACACUAGCUAGUUUUUCUCUUCCUGCAUGUGGGUCUGUUUUUGUACUUGAACCAACGCCAUGGACCCGCGGUACUUUAAAUCUCAUACAAUGUAUUGGGGUACCCUUGGAACGGUGCGACCUUUCCCCAGCUUCCGCCCACAAAAAGACGUAGUCGUGAUCCACGAAGCACUGCAGAAGAAAGGCACUCUUGUGAGAAUCUUAACGAAUCGUACCAAUGCGCAGAGACAGGAAAUCGCCAAAACCUUUAAAGGGACGACGCAACAGGACCUAGUAGCUGUCAUGAAGAAACUUCUUUCUGGGGAUCUGGAAACGUUCAUGCUAGAACUGAUGAUGCGUCCUCUGCAACAUGAGGCUCAUCGCCUCCAACAGGCCAUGGCGGGUCUGGGUACCGAUGAAGAGACACUCCUGGAGAUAUUGUGUACACGAUCGAGCAAGCAAAUUCGAGACAUUCGUGUUGUGUAUAAAGAAUUGUAUAAAAAGGACCUGGAGGAGGAAAUGAAAGGAGAAACCAGUGGGGACUUUGCCAAGCUUGUAGUGGCUCUUAUUAAUAAACAAGAAGUUGCAGGUGUUGUUGAGAGGGACAUUGAGGCUCUCGCUGCAUCACUUGAUGGGAAAAAAGCCGACGCAGCUCCUUGGAUUGACAUACUCACCUCUAGAGACAUAAAUCAUCUUAAAAAAGUGUUGUUGGGACUGCAAAUAGAGAGGGGACAGAUGGUGAUUCCAGCUCUGGAGAAACGAUUCUCAGGGGACAUUCGCCUUGGAUUGAGUGUUUUAGUGCAGUGUAUUCAACACCCUGAUGUCUACCUUGCCAAAAGACUAACCGGAAUGAAGGCACCGGUAGUACAAAGCAUCAUGGUGUCCCACAGUGAGAAAGAUCUACUCUGCAUCAGAGUUGCUUUCCUUAAACUAGCAGGCACUUCUCUCUACACAACCCUGCAGAAACACUUUAAGGGGGAUCAUUUACAGGCUCUGUUGGCCAUCUGUCGAUCUGAAGACUAAUGUAAUAAAACCAACAUUGUUAUAUUUGCCUAUUCAAAUAUACAGUAUAAGCCAUUAAAUUUGAAAAACAUUUUUGGUGUGUAGCAUGGUCAUUUUAAAUAGAUACAGCAUUUGCUGCAGUUAGGUUCUUGGACCACCACAUAAUGUCAAAAAAACACAAGUACCAGUAAUUGAUACGGCCAUAAAAAUUUCAUUUCUGACACACUCCUCUGCUAGUUUGAUGCUGAUGUGAUAAAUAAAAAGUUUGCAUUCUAGCAGAAUGAUUUCCAGCCAUUGUCAUAUUUCAAAUUAGUGUACGAGAUCAGGCGUGACAUGGAGAAUUCUUUUAAUUUCACUUUGUCUCUCCAUGCCAGGGACGCAUAGUGACAGGCAGAACAAUCAGAUGCUCUUCCACUAGAUGGCAGCAGAUAAUUUGCAUACUUACUUGUUGUCAUUGAUACAACAAAAUAAGUAACAGCACUCUGAUUUUUCUACAAUAAAAUAUAUGCUUUGGCUC